Messenger RNA from Ichthyophthirius multifiliis, 1641 nucleotides. RefSeq names its product nicotinate family protein, putative. The transcript has 7 exons. Lineage: Eukaryota; Ciliophora; Oligohymenophorea; Hymenostomatida. Gene Ontology annotation, biological process: NAD+ biosynthetic process. Gene Ontology annotation, molecular function: nicotinate phosphoribosyltransferase activity. The record is from RefSeq and is a predicted model, not a curated record.
AUGAAAUCCUUUUAAAUACCAAAAACAUGCCAUGUAGACAUUAUUACACCUUUGUUAACUGAUUUUUAUUAAAUUACUAUGGCAUAUUCAUAUUUUAAAAAUAACAGACACGAAUAACCUUCUUCUUUCGAAUUAUUUUUUCGAAAUUGUCCUUUUAAAGGAGAAGUUUAUAAUAUAUUGUAAAUUAAUUUUUUUUUUAAAACAAAAAUAAAAUAGUAUGCUAUAUGUGCUGGUUUACAUGAAGUAAUAUCAUUUAUUCAUACAUAUAAAAUUCCAGAAGAUCAUAUAUAAUUUUUAAGUACAUAAAUUUAAAAUAUAGAUCCUGAAUUCCAAAAUUGGCUAAGAAAUUUAAAUUGUUCGAAAAUAUAACUAUAUGCCUAAAAAGAAGGUUCUAUAUGUUUUGCUAAAGUACCUUUGCUAAGAUUAGAAGGUCCUAUAGGCUUACUUUAAUUAUUAGAAACUCCAUUAUUAAAUUUAAUGAAUUUCGCUACAUUAAUAUCUACAAAUGCUUGCAGAAUUAAAAGAGAAGCUGGUGAAAAUGCAAAAUGUUUAGAAUUCGGUCUAAGAAGAGCUUAAGGACCUGAUGGAGGUUUAAUGGCAAGUUAGUUUAGUUAUUUAGGUGGAUUUGAUGGAUCUUCAAAUGUUUUAGCAGGUAUUAAAUAUAAAAUUCCUAUAAGUGGAACAAUGGCACAUUCAUUUAUUACUUCGUAUUCUAAUUUAGAUUAGAUAAUUGAAUUUGAAAUAAAUGGAAUUAAAAUUAAGGAAACUACAUUAUAAUAUCGAAAUUAAUUAAAUUACGUGAAUUCUAGUGAUUCUGAAUUAGCAGCAUUUCUUGAUUAUGCUAAAUCUUGUUAUAAUAAUUUUACUUGUUUAAUAGAUACAUUUGAUACGAUAUCAAGCGGAAUAUAAAAUUUUAUUUGUGUAUCUUUAGCUUUAAUUUAGGCUGGAAUAAAUCCUAAAGGCGUUAGACUUGAUUCAGGGGAUUUAGCUAAACUUUCUAUUUAAGUUAGAUAAUAAUUAGACGAAUUAGCUGAUUUAUUUAAAGUUGAAUAAUUUAAAAAUGUAUAAAUUAUUGCUUCUAAUGAUUUAAAUCAAGAAUCUAUUAAAAAAUUAAACUAAUAAGGACAUAAAAUUAAUGUUUUUGGUGUAGGUACUAAUCUUGUUACUUGUUAAAAUUAGCCUGCGUUAGGAGGUGUUUAUAAAUUAGUCGAAUUAAAUAAAGAACCAAAACAUAAACUUUCCUAAGAUGCCGAGAAAUCGACACUUCCAGGUUGUAAAAAUGUAUAUAGAAUUUGGACUUAUAAAAGUUAAUAUCCAGUUGCUGAUGUUAUUUCGAAAUCUAAUUAAGAAAUUAAAGAAGGACAAACUAUUUUCGUAGUUAAUUUCCAUUAACCAUCUUAAAGAUAUAAAGUUUUAGUGAAUAAGGUUGAGUUGAUUCUUAAUUUAGUAUAUGAUUAAGGAUAAUUACUUACUGAGUAUUAAAGCCUUUAAUAAUGUAAAUAAUUCUGUUAAUAAUAAUAAAUAAUGUUCAAUUAAGAAGUACUUAAUGAUAAAUAAAAAUAUAUGGUAUUGUGUACUAUUGAAUAUUAUUAAUUUUUUUAAGAUUGUAACGAAAAGAUUAUAAUUAAUAUGGUUUUAUGA